Molecule: messenger RNA, 2681 nt
Organism: Zea mays
Lineage: Eukaryota; Viridiplantae; Streptophyta; Magnoliopsida; Poales; Poaceae
Product: probable mixed-linked glucan synthase 3
Exons: 3
Coding region: 27-2654 (875 amino acids)
Biological process (GO): cellulose biosynthetic process
Cellular component (GO): membrane
Molecular function (GO): cellulose synthase (UDP-forming) activity
Source: RefSeq, a predicted model, not a curated record
AACCACACUGCGUGCGUGCGGUAGCCAUGACCAUGACUUCGCCGCAGGCGCUGUCCGCCGGGGCUGUCACCGUGGAGGACGAUGGCGGCCUCGCCGUUCCACUUCUAGCGGACGGCAGCGGCGCCACGAAGACGGAGGAGGAGUGCGGCGCCGAGGCCGAGGGCAAGUACUGGGUGGCCGCCGACGAGGCGGAGAGGCAGGCGGUGACGGACUGCGGCGCUGAGGACGGCCGUGCGCUGCUGUUCCGGACGUACAAGCUCAGGGGCGCCAUCCUGCACCCCUACAGGGCGCUAAUCUUGGUGCGCCUCGUCGCGGUCCUUCUAUUCUUCGUCUGGCGCAUCAGGAACAGCGCAUCCAACGUCAUGUGGUUCUGGGCUACGUCGGUCGCCGGGGACGCCUGGUUCGGCUUCUCGUGGCUGCUGAACCAGCUUCCCAAGUUCAGCCCCGUCAAGAGCGUGCCUGACCUCGCCGCCCUCAGGCGACACUACGACCUGCUUCCAGCUGAUGAUGGCGCCGCCUCUAAGCUCCCUGGCGUCGACGUCUUCGUCACCACCGCCGACUCCGUCGACGAGCCGGUACUCUACACCAUGAACUCCAUCCUCUCUAUCCUCGCCACCGACUAUCCAGCCGACAGACUCGCCUGCUACGUCUCCGACGAUAGCGGCGCGCUGGUCCUCUACGAAGCACUGGUUGAGGCCGCGAAAUUUGCAAGGCUGUGGGUUCCGUUCUGCCGCAAGCACUGCGUUGAGCCAAGAGCGCCGGAAAGGUACUUCGAGACGGAACCACAGGGCGGGAGAGCAUCGCAAGAGUUUGUGAAUGAUUAUAAGCGGGUGCAGAUGGAGUAUGACGAGUUUAAGGUGCGCUUGGGUAAUCUCCCUGACACCAUCCGCAAGCGAUCGGGCACGGGCAGCAUGAGAGCUUCAGAAGGAGAUGCGCAGGGGACUUGGAUGGCAGAUGGGAUGCAGUGGCCAGGCACAUGGAUGGAUCCGACAGAGAAGCACAGGAAAGGGCACCAUGCUGGAAUUGUUAAGGUUGUGUUGGACCAUCAUCCAAGCCGUGGACACCAUGGUCCCCGAGCGGGCGCUGGCGCCGGCGCCGAGAACAAGCAGUCUGCUGACGACUUCGGUGCUGCUGCUGGGCUGCGCCUACCGAUGCUCGUAUACGUCUCUCGCGAGAAGGAUCCGAACUACGACCACAACAAGAAGGCAGGCGCGUUGAACGCGCAGCUGCGAGUCUCCGCUCUGCUCUCCAACGCGCAGUUCGUCAUCAACUUCGACUGCGACCACUACGUCAACAACUCGCAAGCGCUCCGCGCGGCGGUCUGCCUCAUGCUUGACCAGCGAGAAGGUGGCGACACCGCCUUCGUCCAGUUCCCUCAGCGCUUCGACAACGUCGACCCGACGGACCGGUACGGCAACCACAACCGAGUGUUCUUCGACGGGACCAUGCUUGCGCUGAACGGCUUGCAGGGCCCGUCCUACCUCGGCACCGGGUGCAUGUUCCGCCGCAUAGCGCUCUAUGGCGUCGACCCACCUCACUGUAGGCAACAACAACUAGAGAGCGUCGCGCCUGAACCUGCUAGCAAGUACGGCAAGUCAACGGCCUUGAUACACUCGGUCUCGGAAGCCAUGGGAGAACGAGAAAGGCUGACCACGCCGCCACCAGUACCACCACUUGACGUGGAGAUGGUUGUGGCAGCUUCCUACGACGGAGGGACUGACUGGGGCAAGGGCGUCGGCUACAUCUACGGCAUAGCAACAGAGGAUAUAGUGACAGGGUUCCGCAUCCAUGGGAAAGGGUGGCGGUCCAUGUACUGCACGAUGCGGCGCGACGCGUUCCGUGGCACGGCGCCGAUCAACCUGACAGAGCGCCUCCACCAGAUUGUCCGCUGGUCUGGGGGGUCCCUGGAGAUGUUCUUCUCCCGCAACAACCCGCUCGUCGGUGGCCAGCGGCUGAAGCUUCUCCAGCGUGUCUCCUACCUCAACAUGACAGUCUACCCAGUCACAUCGCUCUUCAUCCUGCUCUACGCUCUAUGCCCGGUCAUGUGGCUCGUCCCUGAAGAAGUGCACAUCCAGAGGCCCUUCACUAGGUACGUCGUGUACCUGCUCAUAACCAUCCUGAUGAUCCACAUGAUUGGAUGGCUCGAGAUGAAGUGGUCAGGGGUGGCAUGGCUGGACCACUGGCGCAAUGAGCAGUUCUUCAUGAUCGGAUCCACGAGCGCGUACCCGAUAGCGCUAUGGCACAUGGCAAAGAAACUCCUCACCAGGAAGGGCAUACACUUCAGGGUCACCUCCAAGCAAACCACCGCGGGCACCGACGACAAGUUCGCCGAUUUGUACGAGAUGAGGUGGACGCCGAUGCUGGUUCCCACAGCGUUUGUUUUGGUUGCCAAUGUCGGCGCCGUUGGAGUGGCCAUGGGCAAGGCCUUGGUCUACAUGGGAGUAUGGACGGUGGCGCAGAAGACGCAUGCUGCGCUUGGCCUUCUCUUCAAUGUGUGGAUCAUGCUGCUCCUUUACCCCUUUGCACUGGCGAUCAUGGGACGGUGGGCGAAGAGACCCAUCAUCUUGUUGGUACUGCUGCCUGCAGUCUUUGCAGUUGUUGGCACCAUAUAUGUGGCUCUUCAUUUCUUACUUGCUAAUGUUAUCCCAAUAUAAUAUAGACAGAAAUGCAAUGUGGCUAAA